UAAAAUCUAUUUCAAUUUUCGAACUGUGGGAUUAUAUUUUUACUUUGGCAAAAAUGAUCGCGAUAAAAAUUGCUCGAGAUAUAAAUCGUAAAAUUUGUUUUAACUUUGGAUAUACUCCACUCGUCGUCAGAAGCAGCUCCACAUGGUGGUCACAUGUAGAAAUGGGUCCACCAGAUGCCAUUCUAGGAAUCACUGAAGCGUACAAGAAGGACUCCAACCCUAAGAAAGUUAAUCUUGGUGCAGGAGCUUACCGAGAUGACCAAGGAAAACCAUAUGUGUUGCCAGUUGUAAGAAAGGCAGAAGCCAUUAUUGCAUCAGAGAAUCUUGAUAAAGAGUACGCAACUAUUGCUGGUAUACCAGCAUUUGCAAAGGCUUCAGCACUUCUUGCAUUUGGUAAAGAUAUGAAUGGUUUAAAUGCAACUGUUCAAACUAUUUCUGGUACUGGAGCUUUGAGGCUGGGAGCAGAAUUUCUGGCAAAAUUUUGGCAAGGGAAUAAAAUAAUACACAUGCCUAAUCCCACAUGGGGAAAUCAUAUUCCCAUAUUAAGAGAUUCUGGUUUUGAGAUGAAAUACUAUCGUUACUAUGAUGCUGAAACUUGUGGUUUUGACUUCAAUGGCUGUUUGAAGGAUCUAAAUGAUAUGCCUGAAAAAUCAAUUGUAUUACUGCAUGUUUGUGCUCACAAUCCAACUGGUGUUGACCCAAAGAUUGAGCAAUGGAAAGAAUUAUGUGAAAUUUUUAAAAAAAGAAAGUUGUAUCCUUUCUUUGACAUGGCAUAUCAAGGCUUUGCCGAUAUUGAUCGAGAUGCGGCUGCGAUGCGAUAUUUUGUCGAUCAAGGAUUACCACUGAUAGUGACACAAUCAUAUGCCAAAAAUAUGGGACUAUAUGGCGAGCGCAUUGGAGCUUUAAACAUACUCUGUCAGUCUGAGGAUGAAGCUAAGGCUGUGGAAUCUCAGCUUAAAAUUCUCAUACGCCCCAUGUAUUCAAAUCCUCCAAUACAUGGUGCAAGGAUUGCUCAUAAAAUUAUGAGUAACGAGGAACUUCGAUCACAGUGGCUCGUGGAGCUAAAGGGAAUGGCUGAUAGAAUUAUUUCAAUGAGGAAACAACUGCGUGAAAACCUAGAGAAACUUGGGUCUAAGCAUGAUUGGUCCCAUAUCACGGAUCAAAUAGGAAUGUUUUGUUUCACUGGACUUCAGCCUGCUCAGGUUGAAAGGCUUACAAAUGAAUUUUCAAUUUACCUCACGAAAGAUGGACGAAUGUCGGUUGCUGGUGUGAGCUCCACAAAUGUAGAAUAUCUAGCGGAAGCUGUACAUGAAGUCACCAGAUAGACACGUUUGCUCUCCGAUGAAAAAAUAGAGUAUAAAAUAUAAAGUAUAGUAAAAGUAUUGGAAUGAACUAUUGAAAUCUCAAUAAGAAUAAUCGGUAUAUAUAAUGAUAGUGUACUAUUUCUUAGUGUGGUAUGUUAUAUAAUGGUACUAUACUGUAUGGUAUAUGACCACAAUAUGGUAUGUGACCUAAGUCAACAUAAAUUUCUAUUAUAGCUCAGAGUGAUAAUUGACCAAUCAAAAAUAGUUUCAUAUAAAAAUAAAACAAAUAUAUUUUUCAAAAUGGCCGUCGAA
Messenger RNA from Xenia sp. Carnegie-2017, 1616 nucleotides. Its product is annotated as aspartate aminotransferase, mitochondrial-like. Lineage: Eukaryota; Metazoa; Cnidaria; Anthozoa; Malacalcyonacea; Xeniidae. The record is from RefSeq and is a predicted model, not a curated record. Gene Ontology annotation, biological process: biosynthetic process; L-aspartate catabolic process. Gene Ontology annotation, molecular function: L-aspartate:2-oxoglutarate transaminase activity; pyridoxal phosphate binding. Gene Ontology annotation, cellular component: mitochondrion.